CGCAUUCCGUACUUUCCCAGCGUCACACACUCGGUGGGAAUGUUGACUUCAUGUAAUUUGAAGGUGUAUUAAUAAGAAGUUCCUCUAACCUCGUUGAGCCUGCUAAAUGAAAUGAUUUUGACGCCAUGGGGACAGCGCAGAGUUUCAUAGUGUCGUCGCUCACAGUCUGCUCCGUGUGUUUCCUCUAUGUUCACAUUUACUCAUCACAUAUGGCGCUUAAAAGAAGUGUCCUCGACGACCACAGUCUCCCGAGCUCCGUGUUUCUGUACAUUAAAUACUUGAUCCGGAUCCUGACUCGGAGGAGAGGCCAGCUGUACUCAGAAAGCAAACAGUGUGAGGUGGACUACACAGCUCUGAACUGCAGGCUGCAGGUCCCCCUGUUGAGGAGGUUUUGCAGUGCUGCAGGGUACGAAUGGGACUACCCAGACACCGACUACAGAGACACCCCCCUGUGCUUCCCCGAGUUCCUGUGCCGCAGACUGCUCCUCAUGGUGCUGACUGAUGGAAAGUUCAGACUCAGUCCUGCAGGUCUGGUUCGGGUCCGUCAGAGUUUGAAAACCCUGGAGCCGGUUGAUGAACUGAAGAAGGGUGCGUUCAUGCUGCGGGUUCGAGUCCUGGAGUACCGGCAGCUGGACGCAGGAGUGGAGGUGGACGUCUGCCUGAGCGCCACCUCUCGUACGGGACGUCUGGUGUGGGAGAGCGUCCUGACUCUGCUGUCAGAAAGAAAGGAACACAAAGUGGGCGGAUGUUUACUGAAGAAUGAAAACCAGAGCCAGCAGGACGAGCCUGUCCUGGAGAAUGUGAAGCAGGUAGACUUACCAGUUCCCAGGACUGCCGCUCUGCAGGGUGUCUGGUCCUUCUCUGACUCCUCCCCCUUUCGGCUCCUUUUUCUCUCGGCCUGGCUCCUCGGCAGGAUGCAGACUUCCCUGAGUCUCUGGAUGCUGUCUGUCUGCCUGGCUGAGAUAGAGAAGCACAAAGGGGUAGGAGUCAUCACAGCUCCCGUCAGCAUCACAGCCCAGUUCAUGGAGCCUCUGUGGACACCAGGCAGGGUGACGCUCAGGUUUUGGGACAGCACUGAAAGUAUCGAGGGUCCGGGGGGUCCGGAGGGUCCGGGGGGCCCGUCUUCAGCCCGAGGCGUCCGUUUCCAAAUGCAGCACCAUGAGAGGAACACGUGUCACGUGAUGGGACUGAUAUCAAAGUGUUGAUGGAGGACCGUCACAACUAGAAAAUAAAUAUACAAGUUCAAGUCCAUUUCCCAUCUUGUUGUACAACAUGCAGUGUCAAUAAAUGCAUCUAAAUGGAA
Molecule: messenger RNA, 1303 nt
Organism: Labrus mixtus (cuckoo wrasse)
Lineage: Eukaryota; Metazoa; Chordata; Actinopteri; Labriformes; Labridae
Exons: 5
Coding region: 126-1205 (359 amino acids)
Source: RefSeq, a predicted model, not a curated record